AUGCAGUACCAGCUAGCCCACGACGGUGGAGUUCCUCCUCGGAACCGCGAGCAGUUCUGGGACAACACGCCCUUCCUGGAGAUGCGAGGGGCCGAGCGCUCGGUCCUGAGGAGCAAGCCGGGUGCCAUCAAGACGCACCUGCCUUUCGACAGGCAGCCGUACUCGCCGCAGGCUAAGUACCUGUAUAUCACACGCAACCCGUUCGACUGCUGCGUGUCUUACUACUACCACACCAAGCACCUGCCGGGCUACUGCUUCGGACAGGCCACGUUCGACGACUUCUUCGAGCUGUUCAUCACGGGUGACGUCGAGUUCGGCGACUACUUCGACCACCUGCUUUCGUGGUACGCACACCGGUCGGACCCCAACGUGCUGUUCCUGACCUACGAAGAGCUCAAGCGGGAUACAUCGGCUGCGGUCGUCAAGAUCGCCGGCUUUCUCGGUGAAGAGUAUGCCGCGAGGCUGCGCCGAGAACCAGCACUGGUAGGCCGUAUCCUGGAGGCCGCGGCGCUGGGAAACAUGAAGAAGGUCUUCAAUUCGUGCGACUUCCCCGUCACUGAAGAGCAGAAAGCGGCGAGCCUCAAGGAACAAGAACGCCAAGCCGCAGCGAGCGUGGAAGAACUCGUCCGGAGGCCCAUGACGGGCGAGUUUGUCCGCAAGGGCGCCGUGGGAGACUGGAAGGGACACUUCUCCCCGGUGCAGGUGCAGAGGAUGCUGGAACGCAUCAGAGUCAAGACGGCAGGAAGUGACGUCAUGGACUUGUGGAAGGACAUCGACAUUCCCCGAUGAC
This is a messenger RNA of Rhipicephalus sanguineus (brown dog tick), 790 nucleotides long. Its product is annotated as sulfotransferase ssu-1. Gene Ontology annotation, molecular function: sulfotransferase activity. Bases 1 to 789 code for a protein of 262 amino acids. The record is from RefSeq and is a predicted model, not a curated record. Lineage: Eukaryota; Metazoa; Arthropoda; Arachnida; Ixodida; Ixodidae. The transcript has 4 exons. Gene Ontology annotation, cellular component: cytoplasm. Gene Ontology annotation, biological process: sulfation.